Dentiscutata erythropus is the source of this 894-nucleotide messenger RNA. NCBI's taxonomy places the organism in Eukaryota, Fungi, Glomeromycota, Glomeromycetes, Diversisporales, Gigasporaceae. The record is from the annotation of a GenBank genome assembly.
AUGCGUCCGACAAUGAAUGAAAUCUUAACUAAAAUUAAUAGUCUAUCAAAAAUAUCAGUUGAAUUUGUUACCAAUAGUAUAGAUAUUCAGUCUGACAAAGAACUUUCUGAUGAAGAUUAUGAGAAUACAGACCAAUUCUUUGAUAAAGAUGAUGAUAAUAUAAUUGUCAGAGAUGAACCACUAUGUGAUCAACAGCAUAGCCAUUUGUCCGAAAGUUUAGUUCCUCACUCUAAUGCAAACGAAGUUUCAAAUACAGAUCAUUCUUUUGAAGCAGGGAACUAUAUAUUGACAAAAGAAAAAUAUACCAAUAUUACAAAUUUUGCGCUACAUCCGCAGCAGUUAUACAUUGAAAUCAGACAACCCUCGGCUAAAGUUCCUAUUUCUCCCCGUAAAGAAAAUAUCUAUAAAAGCAGCAAAAAUAUUAGUAAUGCCAAUCCUUCUAUGCCUUCAACUAACGUGGAGACAGGUUGUGAUCAGGAGAUGCUUAUUCCUCAAUUAUCACAAUCUCAUUAUAAAACUUCAAAGAGUAAUAACCCGGUUCCAAAUUUUGAAUAUCUAUCUUAUGAUAGAGUUCAAGGCCUAUACAAGGAAGCUUUCUAUUUUAUCCCUAAAGGCUUUGAGCCUGUUCUAGUUCCUAAUAAUGCAAAAGCUAAGACUAACUGGCUGGUCCUACACAAAAAAUAUUCGUAUCCGACUGAAGAAGAGAAGUCUGCCCUCGCUAAAGAAACAAGAUUAAACUUGCAACAAAUUUCAAAUUGGUUCAUUAAUGCAAGGCGAAGGCAUCUACCUCACCUACUUGAAUCCGAAUUUGUCAACGGCAACUCGAUGAAUUCUAGGAGAAUUCGAAAAAUUGGUGCUAUUAAAAAACCUUAUAGGAAAGAGCAUCCUUUAUAA